Raphanus sativus (radish) is the source of this 468-nucleotide messenger RNA. RefSeq names its product 60S ribosomal protein L39-2. Gene Ontology annotation, molecular function: structural constituent of ribosome. Bases 37 to 309 code for a protein of 90 amino acids. Gene Ontology annotation, biological process: translation. Lineage: Eukaryota; Viridiplantae; Streptophyta; Magnoliopsida; Brassicales; Brassicaceae. The record is from RefSeq and is a predicted model, not a curated record. The transcript is spliced from 3 exons. Gene Ontology annotation, cellular component: cytosolic large ribosomal subunit; ribosome.
GUUAACCACUAAGAAAAAUCAAACGGUCCAAGUUUGAUGCUUUACUUUUUUUACACAACCCCUCCCCCUAUAAAAACCUUUCUCUUCCUCUGUAAAUCUCCCUCCAAGUUAGGGUUUUUACAGCCGCGCCGUGUUCCCCGCCUGAUCGUCAAGAUGCCGUCGCACAAGACUUUCAAAAUCAAGAAGAAGCUUGGGAAGAAGAUGAGGCAAAACAGGCCUAUCCCUGGCUGGAUCCGUCUCCGCACCGACAACAAAAUCAGGUACAACGCUAAGCGUAGGCAUUGGCGCCGUACCAAGCUAGGGUUCUAGGUCAUCCGAGUUUGCUGCUGUUAAUCUGAUUCGUUCGAGUUCUUCUAAUUUAUUUUCGUAAUUGUUGUUUUAAACCUAAAGUUUUAGUUUUUUUAUUUCGUCUUCUGAAUGGUUAAAGACUUGCGUUAUACAUGAAUAUGAGAAUCAAUAGUUAAACCC